Messenger RNA from Candidozyma duobushaemuli, 1338 nucleotides. RefSeq names its product Mdm10p (gene MDM10). Gene Ontology annotation, biological process: phospholipid transport; mitochondrial outer membrane translocase complex assembly; protein insertion into mitochondrial outer membrane. The transcript has a single exon. Bases 1 to 1338 code for a protein of 445 amino acids. Gene Ontology annotation, cellular component: ERMES complex; SAM complex. NCBI's taxonomy places the organism in Eukaryota, Fungi, Ascomycota, Pichiomycetes, Serinales, Metschnikowiaceae. The record is from RefSeq and is a predicted model, not a curated record.
AUGGAAUACCUACAAAGAUGCUUCUUCAAAGCGACCAAUUGGAACGAAGAUAAUAUUUUCAACAACAUAACAGCAACAUCGAGAGCUCUCCUAGAUUUCCAGACCCCCAAUGGCGCUAAACUAGAUGUUCUGUCUCGGGCAUCAGACUACCUGGCGCUGUCCCUUACACUCCUGAACUACGGGUCUAUCAACGGUUCCAUAGCAUACAUGUACACGUCUGUACCGCUUCGAAAUGCAACGGGAACAAGGGAUGUUUCGUUACAGGACGCCAUCGCUGGAUUUCGUAUAAUAGAGCCCUACCACCAUAUCUCCGAACGAAACAAGAGCCCGAAAAACGAUAAGGCUUCGAUGCUAUACGGACGAAUGUACUUCCCAGGAUCUGUCCUCGAAGCUAUGCUCAUCAAGAAACUCUCGAGACAGACACAGCUCCUUAUCAAAUGUGUCAAUAACCCAAAUUUGAAGAGAAAUGGUACAAUGAUCAUGUACCUCCAAAGAAACACCCCAAGAUUUUCCCAGGAAUACAUUUACUCUACUAAUGAGGCACUCUUUGGGUUUAGGUGCCUAUAUAAUUUUGGCAAUAAUCGCCCCGCAUCUCCUCCGUUGAUUCCCAAAUUCGACAAUUCUGUCGUAUCAAUGGGUGCCGAAUUUUGGUACGCUGCUAUGACGAUGAGUCCUGGGCUUUCAACAGCAUUUCGAUACUCGACACGGUCCACAUCCACGGGCAAACCACUCACAAUGACUCUCUCAUGCAACCCUAUCUUGGGACAUAUUUCAUCCACAUAUAAUGUCAAGACGUCUGUUGCCUCGACUGUUUGCUCGAAGUAUGAUUUCAAUUGGUACUCAUACGCAAGCAAUCUUUCGAUCGGCUUUGAGCUCUAUAAUUUUUCCAAACCUUCGCCAAAAUCGAAUCGCAGACGCUCAGACCCAAGCAUUCAUCAUGAUAGUCUUGCGCCACCCUUUCAACUGACAGCAAACUUAAAUGAAAGGUUGAUCCUUGCAAACUCAUCCUAUAGGCCUCCAGAGGGGAGAAGUAUCUUGAAUCCCAUGCCUCCACAAAACGCAGGAGAGCUCACGACCUCAGAUUUGAGCCGUCUUCGAAGCGAGCAAGAAAUCCAGAACCAGACUGUAAUGACGGCAUUCCAGAGUCUAGUUAGCGAAAGUAACUUUUCCUCCGUCAUCAAGGCCUCCACUAGCUUGAGCGACAGAAUGCUCAAAUUAUUGUGGGUGGGGCGCUACAAAGAGUUCUUGGUAAGCACUGGUGUGAAAAUUAACAUUAAUCCCAUGAGCAACACACCAGAGUUCAGUAAGUUUGGCAUCACUUUUUCUUAUGCAUCUUAA